CCUUGAAAUUCCCUCAAAACUCUCGAGCCUUUUCUCCUGAAAAUCCUCUUCUUCUUCUCCUCCGAAUUCCUUCUGGAGAGAAGAGAGAGAGAGAGAGAAAGAGAAAUCAGAAAGCCGCUUCUUCAAUCCCCAUCGAUUUUAGGGUUUUUCGUUGUUCGCUCUAUUUUCUGCUUUCCGAUCUAGACGGAUUAUUAUUUGCUUUAUUACACAAGGUCAUUUAUAAAGCUUGAGCAUGGCAGCAACGGAGCCAGCAGCGGCUUCCCUUGGUCCACGGUAUGCACCUGAGGACCCUACACUUCCAAAACCUUGGAAGGGUUUGAUAGAUGGAAGCACAGGCGUUCUAUACUACUGGAAUCCUGAAACUAAUGUAACCCAAUAUGAGAAACCCGCCAGUUUGCCUCCAUCGUUGCCAUCUGGACCGCCUCCCGCCGUUUCUACACCUAAGUUGGCGCCAAUUCCGGGGGCCCAUUCAGUUCCACCAAACGACGUCUUGGCCCAGAAUGGUCAGCAAGUAACGCAAGUUCCUCAGCAGCAGGGGCAACAAGGGAACCAGCAUGGACAUCUAAUGUUACAACAGCAGAAUCCACAACUUGGGCCAGCUAUGCAACAGCAUGGACAAGUCCAACAACUUGGGCAAAUUAUGCAGCAUCCAGCUCAACAAAUGAUUCAGCAAAUUCCACAGCAGUCGGGUCAGCAAGGAUUACAGCAGCCUGGUCAGCAAAUACCCCAACAGGUCAUCCAUCAAAUGCAACAACAAACACCUCCGAAUCAAGGCUUACAAAUGGCACUACCUCAAGGACAGCAAUUGACACAUCAGCAGCUGCAGUAUAUGGCUUAUCAACAAAGUGUGCUUCCUCAAGGACAACAAAUUACUCCACAACCAACUCAGCAGGGUGUUCAAGUGCCUCAAUUUGUAAAUCAACAAGAUUUUAAGCCAGGUUUCCCGAAGAGGGAAGAAGAUGAUCUUCAAAACAGAAAUCAAAUUGGGUUUUCUCCUUCCCAGUUUCAGCAGGCUGGUGGUUCAGCUGCUCAGAACCUUGCUGCUGGAACUACUUCAGCACACAUUCUACAGAUUGGCGCUCAUUCAGGUCAAUCCCAACAGUUUGGUAGCUCUGUCCAUAACAUGCAACAACCUGGCUCCACCACUCGAUUGCAGCCAAUGGGCACUGAUUUGGCGCAUCAUUCACAUGGUAGUAGGUUUCAAAAUGAGAGGGACCCAAUACUAAUGCACAAUCACCAGUCAAAUAUGGCUCCUGGUGGAUUAAGGGCGGGUCAUGAGAGUAAUUUCCACGGAAGAGGUGGAAACAAUUAUGCCUUCAAUAGUAACAAGGAAACACCAAUUCCAGGUCCUCAGCAGCCCAAGCUAGCUGCAAUUCCAGUGGCUAGAAGUCAGCAGGACAUGAGGUUCAGUGGCCCAUAUCCAAGUGUUGCACCUGGUCAUGCUAGCGCAUUGAGCAAUGAGCCAGGGCAUGCCAUGCAAAAUAUGUAUAAUCACUCAACAGGUGGCCCACCGUAUGCUAUGAUGAAACCUCCAUACCAUGGAUCGAAGGAUAUUUCAGGUCUCUCGCCUGUAGAAGCCUAUCGCCAGCAGCAUGAAGUUAAUGCAACGGGUGAUAAUGUUCCUGCCCCAUUCGUGACAUUUGAAGCCACUGGUUUUCCCCCUGAGAUACUGAGAGAGAUUUAUUCCGCUGGCUUCUCUUCUCCCACCCCCAUUCAGGCACAAACAUGGCCUAUUGCUCUUCAAAGUAGGGACAUAGUGGCGAUUGCUAAAACUGGUUCUGGAAAAACAUUAGGAUACUUGAUCCCUGCCUUUAUUCUUCUUAGACAACGGCAUAAUAAUCCUCAAAAUGGCCCAACGGUGUUGGUUUUGGCUCCAACAAGGGAGCUUGCAACUCAAAUACAAGAUGAGGUCAUCAAAUUUGGACGAUCAUCAAGAGUUUCCUGCACGUGCCUCUAUGGUGGAGCUCCUAAGGGUCCUCAACUAAAAGAAUUAGAUCGCGGAGCAGAUAUAGUCGUUGCGACUCCUGGUCGGCUUAAUGAUAUAUUAGAAAUGAAAAAGAUAAACUUCGGGCAAGUUUCCCUUCUUGUGCUCGAUGAGGCAGAUCGAAUGCUUGACAUGGGUUUUGAACCUCAAAUACGCAAAAUUGUGAAUGAAAUACCCCCACACAGACAAACUCUCAUGUACACGGCAACCUGGCCAAAAGAAGUAAGAAAAAUAGCAAGUGAUCUUCUUGUUAAUCCUGUCCAGGUGAACAUUGGCAGGGUUGAUGAGCUUGCUGCAAACAAGGCUAUUACACAGUAUGUUGAAGUUGUCCCUCAAAUGGAGAAGCAACGCCGUUUAGAGCAAAUCCUUAGAGCACAAGAACGAGGUUCUAAGGUCAUCAUUUUCUGUUCCACAAAAAGGUUAUGUGAUCAGCUUGCACGUAGCAUUGGACGUAGCUUUGGUGCUGUGGCAAUUCAUGGAGACAAAUCUCAGGGCGAGAGAGACUGGGUUUUGAAUCAGUUUCGAAGUGGAAAAUCUCCGGUUUUAGUUGCCACUGACGUUGCUGCUCGUGGGCUUGAUAUCAAGGAUAUAAGGGUGGUGAUUAACUAUGAUUUCCCAACUGGGGUUGAGGACUAUGUACAUCGAAUUGGAAGAACUGGGAGGGCUGGUGCAACAGGAGUAUCCUACACCUUUUUCUCUGAGCAGGACUGGAAAUAUGCAGCUGAUUUGAUAAAAGUACUGGAGGGAGCCAACCAGCAUGUUCCCCCAGAAGUGCGAGACAUUGCUAUGCGUGGUGGGCCUAGUUUUGGCAAAGAUAGGCGUUUUGAUUCUGGGGGUGGUGGCCGUGGUGGCAUGAGGGAUGGUGGCUUUGGGGGCCGUGGUGGCAUGAGGGAUGGUGGCUAUAGGGGCCGAGGUGGCAUGAGGGACGGUGGCUAUGGUGGCCGUGGUGGACCUGGUGGCCCUAGAGAUGAUCCUAUGAAUGGUAAUGGUGGGAGGGAUGAUUUUUUUGGUGGCCGCGGCAACAGAGGACGAGGAUUUGGUGGGCCUGGUGCUGGUCAUGUUGGAUUCGGUAGAAAUGAUCGUAUGCCUCAUGAUCGGUACAACAAUAUGGAUGGGAGAGGACGUGGGCGUGGAUGGGGACGGUCCGAUAAUAGAAGAGAAAUUACUGGUAGGAGCAGGGACAGAAGUUACAGCAGAAGCCCGGAAAGGGUAAGAACAUGGGGUUAUAGCAGAAGCCGAAGUCGCAGUCAGAGUCGCAGUCGCAGCCGUAGCCGCAGCUGGACCAGAAGUAGGAGUAGGAGCUGGAGUAGGAGCAGGAGUCGGAGUCGGAGCCGGAGCUUGUCCCGCAGCCGUAAUCAGAGCUACAGCCGUAGCCCAAGGCGGAGUCGCAGCCGUGAUCGGAGUCAUAGCCGCAGCUAUGACAGAUCUGGCAAUCCACCUCGUGAACAGAUCUCCAACAAAAAGGAUACUACACAAGCAAUGUCAGAUCCUGUAGCUCCUCCUGAAUCAGGUUUGCGUCCAGUGUCCCCGGGUACUCGAGGCAAUGCAAUUCCAAAAACAGAGGCUUUGGAGCAAACGCCGGUAGUUGAGAACACUGAGCCAGAAAAUCCAAAUGUAGGUGGAGAACACCUAGAGGCUGUCAAAGAAUCACACCAUCAAUCAGUUGCGGAAGAUUGAGAUAUGAUGGCAGUUUCACAUCUAGUUCAACCAAAAUGGCUUUUUCAACACCUGCUGUGAGUUAGCUUCUGUUGGUGAAAUAUGUAGCAAGGAGUUGACUUGAAUUUUGGCUCAUCUGGAUACAAGUGAAAUGACAUUUGUUCUUUAGCAUUGGGUUAGGUCUUCAUACUCUGGGGAAGGAAGGCACUUUAAAGUUCCAACUACUUCUAUAUUGUGGGGGUUGUAAUUCGAGUAUUGGGAGAUUUUUAUGAGUUGUUACAUGUUUUGUGUGAGAAAUUGGGAUAGAUAAGCAUAGAACCGCCCUCCCGUACAUCCAUUUUAUACGCUCACAUUUCUUUCGACAUUUGCCUUAAUUUUGUGGUAUUAUGAAGUCACGUUAUUAUAUCUCAUGGUUA
Messenger RNA from Morus notabilis, 4056 nucleotides. Its product is annotated as DEAD-box ATP-dependent RNA helicase 46. NCBI's taxonomy places the organism in Eukaryota, Viridiplantae, Streptophyta, Magnoliopsida, Rosales, Moraceae. The coding region runs from base 233 to 3661 and encodes 1142 amino acids. The record is from RefSeq and is a predicted model, not a curated record. Gene Ontology annotation, molecular function: ATP binding; protein binding; RNA helicase activity. Gene Ontology annotation, cellular component: cytoplasm; nucleus; ribonucleoprotein complex. The transcript has 8 exons.